GGAAUGUCUCUCUCCAGCAAGCUCCACCUGGAUAAGGUGGACGUGAAGGGCAAGCGGGUGGUCAUGAGGGUUGAUUUCAAUGUCCCAAUGAAGAACAACAAAAUAACCAACAACCAAAGAAUCAAGGCAGCUGUCCCAUCCAUCAAGCAUUGUUUGGACCAUGGAGCCAAGUCUGUGGUACUGAUGAGUCACCUCGGGCGACCUGAUGGAGUCCCUAUGCCUGACAAGUUCUCUCUGGAGCCAGUGGUAGAAGAACUCAAAGCAUUGUUGGGCAGGGACAUCUUGUUCCUAAAAGACUGUGUAGGUCCAGAGGUGGAAAAGGCCUGUGCUGAUCCUCCAUCUGGUUCAGUCAUUCUCCUGGAGAACCUCAGGUUCCAUGUAGAAGAGGAAGGAAAAGGGAAAGAUGCUUCAGGGAACAAGAUCAAGGCUGAUUCUGCCAAGGUCGAUGCUUUCAGGGCCUCGCUUUCUAAACUAGGAGAUGUUUAUGUCAAUGAUGCUUUUGGAACGGCACACAGAGCUCACAGUUCCAUGGUAGGGGUGAACCUGCCACAGAAAGCAGCUGGUUUCCUGAUGAAGAAAGAACUGGAUUACUUUGCAAAAGCUCUUGAGAAUCCAGAACGUCCCUUCUUGGCAAUCCUUGGAGGAGCUAAAGUUCAGGAUAAGAUUCAGUUGAUCAAUAACAUGCUGGAUCAGGUCAAUGAGAUGAUUAUUGGAGGCGGAAUGGCUUUCACCUUCCUCAAAGUGCUCAACAACAUGGAGAUUGGCAAUUCUUUGUUUGAUGAAGAAGGGUCAAAAAUAGUCAAGGACUUGAUGUCCAAAGCGGAGAAGAAUAAAGUGCGAAUCACUUUGCCCGUUGACUUUGUCACUGCAGAUAAAUUUGAUGAGAACGCCAACACUGGAGAAGCCACAGUGGCCUCUGGGAUUCCUGCAGGAUGGAUGGGUUUGGAUUGUGGUCCUAAAAGCAUCAAGCAGUUUGUUGAAGCUGUGGGCAGAGCCAAGCAGAUUGUUUGGAAUGGUCCUGUUGGUGUGUUUGAGUGGGACAAGUUUGCCAAAGGAACCAAAGCUGUGAUGGAUAAGGUUGUUGAAGUUACAGGAAAAGGCUGUAUCACCAUCAUUGGUGGGGGAGACACUGCUACAUGCUGUGCCAAAUGGAACACUGAAGACAAAGUUAGUCACGUGAGCACUGGUGGUGGGGCCAGCCUGGAACUUCUAGAAGGUAAAGCUCUUCCUGGAGUAGCUGCUCUGAGCAAUGUGUAAUGGCUAGAAUCUGAGAUGAGUAAGAACCCCUUCCCUAGGACGUUCCUGCACAUCCAGCCCUUCAAGCAGCUGCUACAACGCUUCAGUAUCUGUGCAAGAGGCAGAUCCCAAAAUGUAAACUGGAAGCAAAAAGGAAUGAGGAAGAGGUUAAGAUGGCUCAAUUUUAGGGAGUCUGCAGUUUA
Messenger RNA from Euleptes europaea (tarantolino), 1439 nucleotides. It is a transcript of the gene PGK1, whose product is annotated as phosphoglycerate kinase 1. Gene Ontology annotation, biological process: glycolytic process; gluconeogenesis. Gene Ontology annotation, cellular component: cytosol. The record is from RefSeq and is a predicted model, not a curated record. Bases 4 to 1257 code for a protein of 417 amino acids. Gene Ontology annotation, molecular function: ADP binding; phosphoglycerate kinase activity; ATP binding. The transcript has 11 exons. NCBI's taxonomy places the organism in Eukaryota, Metazoa, Chordata, Lepidosauria, Squamata, Sphaerodactylidae.